UCAAAAAAAUUCUCCAAUUCAGUAAGUCAAAGUCAGCGAAAGAUCUUCAAAUGGAAAAAAGUUCCCAAAAAUGUUAAAAAAUGCAAUCAAAUUGAAUUAAAAUACCAUAAAAGCCAUUAAAAUACUUUCGUUCAUUUAAUAACAAAUAAUUCUUAACUUAAUUUUAACAAAACAAAUUUGGAGAUGAAGAUAUCAUUGUUGCUUAUCUUCCUAUCGAUAUACUGCUAUUGCGAUAGAUUCGCUAUAGUUGGUGGUGAUAAUUCCUUCGAGGAUAGUGACUUUGCUGAAUUCGAAGAUUUCGAUACUGAGGAAGAAGAAUUUGACGGCAAUGGAGGUGGAGGAGGCGGUGGAGGUGCAGGUGGAGCAGGAGGUGCUUCAAUUGGUGAUUUCAAGGAAAGCGAUGAAGACUCAGUAGUGCAAAAAGAUAUCCCGGUUCAAGUGAAGAAAUCAGAUGAUUUUGCUGCAAUGAACGACGAUGAAGAAGACGGAGUCGUUGAGGACGAUGACUUUGAACAUUUCCAAGACGAGGAGGAAUUUGAAGGUUUCGAUGGCGGAGAUGUUAAGGAUCUUCCCAUAGACCAAAAAGCCCCAGAGCCAAAGUUGACAGUGGCCAAAAUUCCACUUCAUUUCAGGACUCAUUGGGAUUCCUAUUGGAUGGAAAUGUUGAUGUUGGGAGGCCUAUUAACUUAUUUUGCCAAUUUUUUCUUUGGAAAGUCCAAAAACUCAAAAUUAGCACAUCUUUGGUUAAAUACGCACAGAACUCUAUUAGAAGACAACUUUGUUUUAGUUGGUGAUGAUGGAAAAAUGGAAAAUGAAAAUCCUGGUCUCAACAAAGAGAGCGAAAGUCUAUAUACCUUAUGGUGUUCUGGUCGAACAUGCUGCGAAGGCAUGCUAGUCGAGCUGAAAAUGAUCAAACGCCAAGAUUUGGUAGCACUUGUUGCUGGUCUCAUGAGACCACAACAAGAUCAAAUCCAUAUAAAGGUGGAAAUCUCUAAAGAUGCAAUGGAUUCAUUUGUUUUUUGUGUUGGCUCCAAGAAAACAGUCACCAAGUUCUUUAAAGAACUUGCUGAUUUGAACAAAUACUGUAUUCUAGUCAAUAAACCAGAGGAUAGAUUUAAUUUACCAAGUGGAUUUAGCGUGCUAUCUGAGAUACCUGAAGCCACAUCGGCAUUAUUAGAGUCACGAGUUGUGGCUGUUCUAAGUAAAUACCAACAUUUCAUCGAUUAUAUUCAUAUUACGGACCAAUUCAGCGGUCCAGUCCAACAGGACGAUCCAAAUAAUUUAAAACAGCCUGAAGUUAAGAGAAUGCUUAUGGCCGGGUUUAACUUGCCUACAAACUGCGACAUGGAAUCGGUUAAGCCUUUACUUGUUUUGGUGUUUUAUAUCAUGGAGAAGUUAAAGAGCUACCGUUUAUCUAAAGAUGGCAAAGCAAAAGCUGAGAAAAAUCGUUUACGUGUAGAAGAAGAGUUCCUUAAAAGCACCCAUGCAGCUCGUGCUGAAGCGGCUGCCCAACGCAGAGAGGACAAACGCAAGCAGGAAAAAGAACGUGUGUUGGCCGAAGAUGAUCCUGAAAAACAGCGUCGCUGGGAGUUGAAGGAACAAAAGAGACAAGCCAAGAAGAAGGCACCAAAAAUGAAACGUUUGGCUGUCAAGUCACUUUAAAUGUUUGUUAUAUUUUGUCCGUAUUAAGAAAAGUGUAUACUCGUUUUUCUUUUGAUUGUUUAUGUAAAUCAACAUUUUAUUGGAAUACAUUGAUCAUUGGACAGAAAACUAA
Messenger RNA from Eupeodes corollae, 1774 nucleotides. Its product is annotated as PAT complex subunit CCDC47. The record is from RefSeq and is a predicted model, not a curated record. The coding region runs from base 184 to 1662 and encodes 492 amino acids. Lineage: Eukaryota; Metazoa; Arthropoda; Insecta; Diptera; Syrphidae. Gene Ontology annotation, molecular function: calcium ion binding. The transcript has 6 exons. Gene Ontology annotation, cellular component: endoplasmic reticulum. Gene Ontology annotation, biological process: endoplasmic reticulum calcium ion homeostasis.